Messenger RNA from Telopea speciosissima, 450 nucleotides. RefSeq lists its product as uncharacterized. NCBI's taxonomy places the organism in Eukaryota, Viridiplantae, Streptophyta, Magnoliopsida, Proteales, Proteaceae. The transcript has 2 exons. The record is from RefSeq and is a predicted model, not a curated record. The coding region runs from base 1 to 450 and encodes 149 amino acids.
AUGUCGCUCCCAAAUAGUCUUUUGGCAUCUAUUCCUGUUCUUUCUGGGAACAAUUACAAGAGGUGGGUAGAGGACCUAGAAAUUAAUCUGGGACUGCUUGACCUUGAUACGGCUCUUCAAGAACCAAAAUCUACUGAUCUGACGGAUGCGAGUAUGAAUGCUGAGAGAGUUAAGAUGGAAAAGUGGAUGACAGCUAAUUGGAAGUGUAUACUGGUGUCUCAGAAGGCUGAGAAAGGGGAUCUGAUGAAUCAGAUUACGUCAACUGUAUUCAAUGGUACUGAGAGUAUCAGAGAACAUUUACUGAAGAUGGCUUCCACUGGGAACAAGUUGAGGGAUCUUAGGAUGCCUAUAGAAGAAGAACUUUUGGUACAUCUUGCACUUAAAUCUCUCCCAGAUGUGUAUGCGAAUACAAAGUCUGCGAAUGCUGCUCAGAAGGACAAUGGAUCAUGA